This is a messenger RNA of Ostrea edulis (European flat oyster), 5513 nucleotides long. Its product is annotated as potassium voltage-gated channel subfamily B member 2-like. Gene Ontology annotation, biological process: potassium ion transmembrane transport; protein homooligomerization. Gene Ontology annotation, molecular function: protein binding; delayed rectifier potassium channel activity. The record is from RefSeq and is a predicted model, not a curated record. Lineage: Eukaryota; Metazoa; Mollusca; Bivalvia; Ostreida; Ostreidae. The transcript is spliced from 7 exons. The coding region runs from base 608 to 4141 and encodes 1177 amino acids. Gene Ontology annotation, cellular component: membrane; voltage-gated potassium channel complex.
AUUUUGUAGCAGAUUAAUAUGAUUUGCUCUGUCCUUGUGCGCAUUGCGUUACGGCCAUUAAGGAGAAGUCAUCACGAGGAUCAAUGGGAUUUAACUUCACAGUCUGGCUCUUUGUCAUAGUGUCAUAGUGCAGUGCUCCUGCAAUAGUAGUUUUUUUUAGUGUGUCCUGAGAUGACACGUCUGACGUUUCUCAACCCCGCACAGGACCGCUGUUUUGCCUUGCCAAGAGUAACAUUCUCAACCGUUACAUUGAGCGCUAAUGGUCUAAUUAGCAGAGGUCUCAUUUUCAUCAACGAACUUGGAAAGAUAGAAUUGUUCUCGGGAGUAUGAGAGUUGUUGGAAAUGUUUUCUCCACUUCAACCAAAUGGCUUUUGGGAAAACGAUUGGUUUAGGAGAAUGAUAGAAGGAUAGUUUUACGAACAGAUUGUUUAAAGAAGACAUACACGAUGUUACAUUUCUCUCUCUCGUUGUUUUAAGAUAUUUGGAAGUCCAAUGGUUUUUCAAUGAGAUACUUGAAGACUAGAUAGUAAAUAGGCUAUGAAUGCCGUUAUCGUGAUUGUGAACAUCAUUUUACCAGCUUCCCGAGAAAUAUGUAGCUGAGUAAACAAUGAAACACCCGGACAAGACCCAGGCCAUGCUUUUGGAGAAUUUACGAAUAAUCUCCGAACACAGACGUCGCUCUUUUGCCACAGAUCGCUACAGACGAAUGUCGACUGCUCCAUUCACCAUCAACAGUUCAACACACGCGUCUGGGUCCCAGGGACACGAAGGCGAGUCUGCAGUAUCUUUAGUCCAACGAGUGUCAUCGCGCCGGAAGCGGGAAUCUAGUGCCAGCUCGGAUCACUUCUCUCUCAGAAAACCCCGCGACAGUCUGAAACCCGAGGUGAAGAUAGCUCCAAACCCUACCAUCACGUCAUAUCCGGCAAGUACGGGCACCUCAGAUGCCGAGAACUCACCGCUCAUCAUGGGUGUGCAAGGCGGAGAGUCGGGUGAUACUUCAGGGCGUUAUUACCCGGAUGAUAACGACGCGGGUCCCCCAGACUACACAACCAUCAUGAGGAGCAAAAGUGUGUCCAAACGGGUGGUGUUAAAUGUUGGUGGUGUCAAACACGAGGUGAUGUGGAGAACGUUAGAUCGGAUGCCACACACACGUUUAGGAAAGCUACGUUCCUGUAACACACACGAAAGCUUACUGGAAAUCUGUGAUGAUUAUACUUUGGAAUGUAAUGAAUAUUUCUUUGACCGACAUCCAAGGUCUUUUUCUUCCAUUUUAAACUUUUAUCGUACGGGUAAAUUACACUUGGUAGAGGAGAUGUGUGUGUUAUCUUUUAGUGACGAUUUAGAGUACUGGGGUGUCGACGAAUUGUAUUUAGAAUCAUGUUGUCAACACAAAUAUCACCAGAAAAAAGAACACGUGUACGAGGAAAUUCGUAAAGAGGCAGAAAGUCUGAGACAACGAGAAUCGGACGAAGACUUUGGAAAUGGCAGAUGUGCGAAAUGGAGAAAGAAAGUAUGGGAUCUACUGGAGAAGCCACAGUCCUCCAUGGCUGCGCGGACUCCAUUUGAAAAAUUCUGGGCCUACCUUGGCCAGGUGUUGGCCAUUGUGUCCGUGCUCUUCAUUGUCCUGUCGACCGUGGCCCUAACACUGAACACCAUUCCCAGCUUUAGCGAGGACACUGAUGCGACGAACGAUUUGGAGAUUAUUGAGGCUGUAUGUAUAUGCUGGUUCACAUUAGAAUACCUAGGAAGAUUCUGGGCUUCUCCCAAUAAAUGGAAAUUUGUCAAAGGCCCUUUGAACAUCAUUGACUUGUUAGCUAUUCUACCGUAUUUCAUAAGUUUGGGGCUAACCGAAACUAACAGACACACAACGGAGCAAUUCCAGAAUGUUCGGAGAGUUGUACAGAUUUUUAGAAUUAUGCGAAUAUUACGAAUUUUAAAACUUGCGCGCCAUUCAACCGGUUUGCAGUCGUUGGGAUACACCCUGCAAAGAAGCUACAAGGAACUAGGUCUUUUGUUAAUGUUUUUAGCUAUUACUGUUCUUCUGUUUUCAAGUCUGGCAUAUUUUGCCGAGAAAGAUGUGGACAAAACGAAAUUCAAAAGUAUUCCCGAAACCUUCUGGUGGGCUGCCAUCACCAUGACAACCGUGGGAUACGGUGAUAUCUAUCCAAAGACUACACCGGGAAAGCUGGUUGGCGCAGUGUGUUGUAUUUGUGGGGUGUUGGUUAUUGCGCUCCCUAUACCUAUCAUUGUCAAUAAUUUCGCUGAAUUUUACAAGGACCAAAUGCGAAGGGAAAAAGCCUUAAAAAGGCGAGACGCUCUAGAACGGGCCAAGCGUACAGGAAGCAUUGUGUCGGUGCAUUCUUUUAAUAUAAGGGAUGUUUAUGCAAGAAGUGUGGACCUAGUAGACGUGAAUGUGGAGUCUAGUGGCGGCAGAUGGUCAAGUGAUAACGGACACAAGUGUGAUGGUGGAGUCAGCACUACCAAUAAUGAUGGAAAAUGCGCAAGCGCACCACAAUUUGUGACGAACAUGUCCGGGACGGCUAAUAAAUCAUCGAAUGAUCACUGUGAUUCCAACAGUCUUCCUGACUAUAAAUGUGCAACAAAUUUAGUAGAGACUGAGGAAGAGUCUGGUUUAAUGACUUCCUCCCAACCAGCAUUACAUUCGGAACAACAGGGAAAGCUUGAAUACCCACCAACUGCUGAAAAUUCCACGCAUGCGCGUUGUACCAUUGAACUAAAACCGCUAAUACGCCAAAGCAGCAACACAAGUACUGAUACAUUUAAUAGCUGUUUGACCCACCCCUCGAGUCCCGGAUAUUCGUGGACACAGGGCCAUUUACAGAACAAUUGCCACCGACAUAAUGUAUACGUUAAUCCGUUCGACAGUUCCAGACUAUGUUCAGUUUUUAAUUCGACAGACAAUAAUAGCAAACAAUGUCCCGAGAGUGUAUUUGCAACUGAUGGUGACUCUGAUCAAAUUGUCCAGAAAUUAGAAGAUGGAUAUACAAUGGCAUGGAAUCGCAAUAUUCUUUCAAAUAAUCAGUCAAGUCUCCAACCAAGACUUGUGUACCAGAGGAGUUCCGAUGAACCGCCAAGAGCACCCGAGAGAUCACUUCUUAAACGUCACAAAUCGGAGACUUGUGAUCGAAAUGACAAACUCUCUGGAAUUAAGGAACGGACCUACUCCUCAUCAGAUAAUAUUCAUGAUGAGAGUUCAAGCAAAUCUAAAACUGCCAAGUUUCGCAAGGCAGUAUCGCUGGCCAGUAGACUGCAUUCAAGCCCUUCAACCGGACGGAAAUUAGCUAAUUAUCAUUUAAUUGCGAAUCCACAAUCAGGUAAAUCCAGUGAUUCCGGGAAACUUCAAAAUGGAAUAAAUUGUGACACUUCUCCCCCAUUCGAAUACCCUCCGACAGUGAUGAAAUCGAUACUAAAAAAAGAUUAUAAAGUCGCUUCUGGCUAUGAUAUUGAAUCGCUUUUACACAAUACUUCCAAUGAUUGUGACGUAUUUCAAUGGGAGAAUUCUUCUCCAGAAAACCCCGCCACAGAUAUUGCACACUCGUUAAGUGUGCCGGAAAGUGAUCUUCCCUCAAAGUACGACAAUGGAAACAAAGAAGAUACAAUUCCGGUGAGACAAAACAGUGAUGCAAACGCAAUUCUGCUUUCUUCCCCUCUUAAUUCUGCUUGCGGAACUCCCCAGACGGAUAGGUUGGAUAAUUAUAGUUUAUUCGACUCAUCCGAAAAUAGAGGUGACGAAGAGCUGGAUUUUAGCGAUAGUGUGGCGAGUCCUAUAAAAGGAAACUGCUGGCACAGAGACAGUGGUAACUCGUUACCAUGGCAGAAUAACGACACAAGCCCCUCUGACAAUUUCGAUGUGGAAGAGAGCAUGGUAGGAUCUUACUCGUUAGAGAGGUCCCCCUCGGAUGACAAUAGUCUUUCAUCUCAUAACUUAAUGUAUUUAUCCCCUGUUGAAAAUAAUUCAAAUUCAGAUUCAAGGAUAGGUCUACAACAGACAGAGUUUUUGUCUGAUGACGAUUUAAAUGGUCAACGAAAAGAUUAUCAGGUGGACACACUGUUGAAUAAUAUUGGACGUCUAUCUUCAGACGAUAGCACAGAGAUAUAUUCCCAGGAAGCUAGUGGAUAGUCAGUGUGCCGAUGUACGUCUCACUGUCAUCAAACUUGGGUAAGCUUCCCAAAGUUUGUCGUCUUUUGUCAUAUACACUGUAUCGACAUUGUCGAAUUUUCAACCAAAUUUGCCACAAACUUUUGGCGAAAAAGAUAUAGAGUUCAAAUAAGGACAAGUCUACGAGUUAGAACAUAAUGCAAUAGGUUGGGGUCACUUAGAUAUCUUUUUUUGCCCCCGAGAUCGAAGAUCGGGGGGCAUAUUGUUUUUGUCCUGUCUGUAAUUCUGUCAUUCUGUCUCAAACUUUAACCUUGCUAAUACCUUUUGAACAGUAAGUGAUAGAGCUUUGAUAUUUCACAUGAGUAUUCCUUGUGACAAGACCUUUCCGUGGGUACCAACAUUUUUUACCCCGUGACCUUGACCUUGGAGUUUGACCUACUUUUUGAAAACUUUAACUUUGCUAAUAACUUUUGAACAAUAAGUGAUAGAGCUUUGAUAUUUCACAUGAGUGUUCCUUGUGACAAGACCUUUCCGUUGGUAUUAAACCUUUUGACCUUCACAUUUAACUUACUUUUAAUUUUUUUUUUUACAUUGGUCAUAACUUGUAAAUAGUAAAUAUUAGAGCUUUCAUAUUAUACAUGAGCAUUUCUUUUGACAAGAUCUUUCUACUGGUACCAAGAUAUUUGCCCUUGUGACCUUGACCAUCUUUGGAAUUGGCCAUUAUCGGGGGCAUUUGUGUUUCUCAAACACAUCUUGUUUAGAACUACAUUGAAAACUUGUGUGCAUGUUUCCAUACAUUAAUUGUGUUCAAAUCGUGUGUCCUAGGGGAGGGUUUGGCCAUAAGAAACCCACUUGAAAACAAGGUUACAUUUGUUGAAUUUUAGUACAGAUUUAUAACUUCAAAACUUUGUCAAGAAUCAUCUCUUUAAUUAUUUGAGCAAAAUAAUCCAUUAGCAUUGUGGCCCACGGGCCUUUUGUUUUUAAAUUUUUCUGAAAUCUGCACUUUAAUUUGAAUUAAUGUUUUGAUUCUAUUUUGUUUUUCAGAUUUAGACGGUCAUUCGUUUUUAAAGAGAAUGAUAAUGUUUUAUUGUUAUUAUUUUUUUUUUUUUUUUUUUUUUUUUUUUUUUUAUAGAGUUUAGACAGAAAGAUCGUCAGUAUUGUUAAAAAAGAUUUCUUUCUGCACAUUCUUUGAUACGUACAUGUCAUUAACUGUGUAGCAGGACACAUUACUUUUGCAUAUGUAAUUGUUAAAAACUUCAUAUAUUACGUGUUAUUUGCAUUUUCCUGCAAUGUUUUAUAGUUUAUUGAUCUUUGUUGUAUAAAUUUGUACAACGCCAUAUUGUUCCUUCUAGAGUUCAAAGCAUGAAGAAUGAAAUAAAUUUGUUCAAUUUGU